Molecule: messenger RNA, 1227 nt
Organism: Vespa mandarinia (Asian giant hornet)
Lineage: Eukaryota; Metazoa; Arthropoda; Insecta; Hymenoptera; Vespidae
Cellular component (GO): membrane
Source: RefSeq, a predicted model, not a curated record
GCGCUUUAUCUCGCAUUCUGCUUUACCUCGGUAACAUUAUUCCAUUGGAUUUAAUUGGAAUUGUGUGUGUUUUAACGGAUUCGACGUGUCCGGUUUUAUUUCUUGAAUUUGUAAUUUAAUCAAGGAUAAUAAAUUAGCUCUACAUAAAAGUGGAAUUUAGGAGCAAUUCGCGAUGAGACGAUUCUGUGUUCCAUGUGUCAAUCGAAGUAACAGUUGAUUGUGAUUAUUCAGAAGAAAUUUGGCCAUAGACAAAGAUAACGAUAAUGUUGACAGAAGAAGCAAGCACCGAUUGUUGUUAUUCGACACUCUCCAGGUCUCUUCUGAUUUUUUUUCUAUUCCUUUUUUUCACGGAGAUCUGUGCCGCGACGUACCUUAAUUCUUCGAACACGUUUUUGGAAAGAUGCCGGCUUGACUGCAGCCUUCAGCGAGAUUUUGCAAGCUGUGGGAAGUACAAAGUAGCCAGAUGGUUGAACGAACUUGUCAAAGAAAAGGAGUUCACCUAUGGACCAUUUCGAAUCAUAAGGAUAUCAUCGAUGCAGCAGGAAUCUUUACUGCCGAAAUUACCUCGUUCUCGAGCUUUCAAAAGAAACAUAUUUGACACUCUAGAUUUUCUCAGAGAGAAUGUCAACGAUUUGUUGACGAAACGUGUGGUCGUUUAUACGAUCGAGAAUCCUACGAAUGGCAGAAGUUUUACUAGUGGGCCGAUGAUAAUGGACGAAGAUGAAUUACAAGAGAUACAAGGGAGAAAAGAGGCUGAGGGCGAUUGGCGUAUCUUUAAGAAAAAGAAGUCAUUGAUCUUGCCGCUCCUUAUAUUGUUGAAUCUCUUCAAAUUAAAGUUGCUGCUGCUUCCAAUCUUCUUAGGCGUUCACUUCAUCAAAAAACUCCUCGUUUUAGGUUCUCUGAUCGCACCAUCUAUUUUGGCGCAUCUUAAGGUUUGCAAAGUUCCAACACAUCCAGUAUAUUCUUAUCACACGUGGGCCACUGCUGCUGAAGCACCGGUUGAUUAUCCGACUGGAUACGGUCACGAAGACACUGGUUGGGCACAUAGGAAUGAUAUUCAAGGUCAUCUGGCUUAUCCAGCCUAUCAUGGAUAUCGCAAUCCUUACGGAUGAACUUCAGCAACGAGAUAACUGCAUUUUUAAUAAAAUGUGAAGAUCUUAUGUUAGAAAACAAUCUCUACGAUCAAAUAUGUUCGGUGCCACUGUUGAAACUGUUAAAUAUAUUUUU